ACUCCCAUCCCUAAAAACGUGAAACACGCUCGUUUUGUUUUUAUAGUUGGAUCCACUUGUUGGCUGCAUAAAAUGGCCCUUUUGACUGAGAAGCGUGUUAAGAAGACUCCUGCUCCUGCAGCCGACAGUUCCGCGGGGGAAUCCGACUCCGAGGGCGCUCAGAGUUCCGGCAACGAGGCGGAGGGCAACGCCGGCUGGGCGGACUCCAUCCUGAAAGUGCUGAAGACCACCAAGCCGGAGACCCAGAACAAAACAGUGCUGGCCAGGGCCAAAAACAGCCAGGCGGCUGUGCGAUUCCAGAAAGCCGCGGCCUCCAAGAAGCCGGGAUUCGACUUUGAGAUCGAGAAAACAGAGGUGAAGGACGAGGACGAGGAUGAGAAGCCGGAGGUGUCGGCUUUGGAUGCCACGCUAACCAAACAGCAGCGCAAGAAUGUGCCCCUCCAGCUGCGGGUGAAGCCCAGUUUCCGGGACAUGGAGCGCGAGCGAACGCUGCGCAAAGUGGCCACCCGCGGAGUGGUGCAGUUCUUCAACGCCGUGCGCAUCCAGCAGAAGGAUCUGCAGCAGCAGCUAGAGGAAGCGGGCCCGCUGGACAGCCGGCAGGAUGCCGUGCUCAACAACAUUAACAAGCGCAAGUUCCUGGAUGUCCUGAUGAGUGGCAAGCGCGCCAAAUCCACAGCCGUAGACAACGCGGUAAAAAAAGAGGAACAAGAAACGGAUGACGACGACGAGGAUGAGGGUUCCAGCGGUAAAAAGAAGUCCGAAUGGAACGUGCUGCGCGAAGACUUCAUGACGAACAAGAAGAUCAAGCACUGGGACGAGGAAGACGACGACGAGGAGGGCAACAAUGAUGAGGCCGACGACAGCGACGACGAUGAUGAGGGGGAUGAUUAGCUUUAGUUACCAAAUAAAUGUUAGCUUUUCAAUUAAACUUGUA
Messenger RNA from Drosophila subpulchrella, 934 nucleotides. Its product is annotated as RRP15-like protein. The record is from RefSeq and is a predicted model, not a curated record. Gene Ontology annotation, cellular component: preribosome, large subunit precursor. NCBI's taxonomy places the organism in Eukaryota, Metazoa, Arthropoda, Insecta, Diptera, Drosophilidae. Gene Ontology annotation, biological process: maturation of 5.8S rRNA; maturation of LSU-rRNA. The transcript has a single exon. Bases 73 to 891 code for a protein of 272 amino acids.